Molecule: messenger RNA, 2616 nt
Organism: Oryzias melastigma (Indian medaka)
Lineage: Eukaryota; Metazoa; Chordata; Actinopteri; Beloniformes; Adrianichthyidae
Gene: colec11
Product: collectin sub-family member 11
Exons: 7
Coding region: 1172-2011 (279 amino acids)
Source: RefSeq, a predicted model, not a curated record
CAGCGUCCAACUUGUGUUCAAGUGUUUUUUGUUCGUUUUUUAACCCCCUCCCAACGCGUUUUAAGUGUUUAAUGUUUACAUAAUGUAAAUAUAAUAUUAUAAACUUACGGAAAAAAUAUAUAAUAACUCUUAUGAUUAUUAUUUUGUAUUUUUACGAAUUGCUUGAACUCCGCACGCGGAGAAUGCUCAGCCAAUCAGCAGGCAGCCCUGAAAACAGUACAAAUGCUGUCUUGACGGUCGUUAAUAUUUAAAAAGCAGGUAAUUUAAAACUUUUGAGAGAGUUUUGGAGGAGACACUCAAUCCACAACUGAAACACUGGCUGCCACGGGGUCUGUGUGUCUAAUUAGGACAAAGAUACUUGUGUGUGGGAUGAUCUCUUGUUACAGGCCCUACUAUGACACCAUUUUGAACAUGUAAAUAGAAAAGGGAGGACAUUUUAAAAGACCAUAAAAAGUCGGAAAAUACACCUUCACUCUGGGCCACAUUAUUUUAUAUUUGACGUAAAUUGGACAAUAAGGCAUGAAUUUAAAGUACUUUUAAUUUUAGGAUCCAGGCCUGCUGAAGAUGCAGCACUCUAAUUAUGGACAAUGGCUCCCUCAAGCGGUCAGACAGGGAAUAACUUCAUCCAAAUGUAUAGGAUUCAUUAAAAAAAGUGAUGGAGUCUUGUUUAAUGUAUUUUAUAUAACCCAUGAAAUGAAAAUAAUAUGUCAAUACUUUCCAAAUGCGUUCCAAAUUUUAUUAAUUUUCCAAGUGAGUAUAAGCAAAUUAUUUAAAUGUUCUUUGACGUUUUUUGUAUAUCUGCAAAAAAUAAAAUGUGAAAGAAACAGUGAUCACACAUGAUAAGUGACCAAACUCCAUAAAAUUUUUUCAAGGUUUCUUUUUAUUUUUUAUUUUUAUAUCAUUGGGCCCUCAUUAAUGUAAUCCCCUCCUGACUUUCCCAUCCAAUUAUGUGUGGGGCCCCAACUGCUUCAGACUUUAUCUGUGAACUGUUUAUAAAUCUCUCCCUCGGAGAUAUCUCACCACAUUCUGUGGUGCUUGAGGAGGAGCAGGCGAUGUGUCUGUUCAGAGUUCUCAAAGCUCCUUCAAACCUUUACAAGCUGGAAAUACUACUUUUCUUUCUGCCUUGAAACUUCUUGAACAGUAUAUCCAUCACUCCAGCCUUUACUGGAGGAUGUCGGGAAAGAUGUUUUUGCUUUCUGCAACAAUAACGUCCAUAUUGCUAAAUUUAUUGCCAGCACAGCCUUCAUAUGGUCAACUCCUGACAGAAGACUCUUGCACUGUUCAGAUCCUUGUCCCAGGACUAAAAGGAGAACCAGGAGACAAAGGGCAGAAAGGAACACCCGGCAGGCCCGGAAGAGUUGGACCUCCUGGAGAAAUGGGACAACAUGGCCUUAAGGGACAGAAAGGCAUUAUGGGACGUUUUGGGAAAGUCGGUCCACCUGGAAUAAAAGGGGCAAAAGGUGACAUGGGUGAUCCUGGUCCCAAGGGACCCAAUGGAGAGCCAGGUGUCCCAUGCGAGUGCACACCAAUGAGAAAGAUGAUUGGAGAAAUGGACAUUCUCGUGGCCCAGCUGUCCUCAGAACUAAAAUUCAUAAAAAAUGCACUGCCCUCCCCUGCAGCUGUUGCUGGCAUAAAAGAGACAGACAGUAAGGUGUAUCUGUUGGUGAAGGAAGAGAAGCGGUACGCCGACGCCAAAGUCUCCUGUCAGGCGAGGGGAGGGCACCUGGCCAUGCCGAAGGACGAGGGCGCCAACGCGGCCAUCGCCGGAUACAUAACAGAAGCCGGCCUGAGCAGGGUCUACAUCGGCAUUCAUGACCUGGAUCGCGAGGGGAUUUUCACCUAUGUGGAUCGCUCUCCCAUGACCACCUUCAGCAGAUGGAGAAAAGGCGAGCCCAACAAUGCAUACGAUGAUGAAGACUGCGCUGAAAUGACGGCCUCAGGGGAGUGGACUGAUGUGGCCUGCCACCUCACCAUGUAUUUUAUUUGUGAAUUUGACAAAGACAUGAUCUAAAUCUAGUUAAUAGACGAGUAAAAAACAGCUUACAAACUGAUAUUUACAACAACAAAACAACUGAUUUUCCUCUUUCUUUCUUGAACUAGCAGGCUAUUUAUUAUUUAUCUUGAAAAGCAGCCUGACUUAUGUUGGAUUUAACUAUUCCAAGUGCAUCCCUAAUCUUGUUUUCAAUGAUUCAUUAGUGUUUCCCAGGCAAUCUAUUGAAUUUUUUUGUUAUGCAAGCAGUUCUGUAACAGUGUAGUGGAGAAAAAUGGCAAAUAAGCAAAAACCUGUGAAUUAAAAGAAAAAAAAAUCCAAUUAUUGACAGAAUCUGGUCUCAGCUGAGUGCUUUUAAUCAAACAAACAGAUUGCAGUGCGCUUAUUCAUUCAAAUUCACUUCAUAUUUUGUGGUAGUUGUAGUUGCAUUACAAUAAACACUGAUAGUUGGUUUAAAACAAGUGGAAUAUGGUGUUUAUUACUGUACACUGUUGAGUCAAAUGUGUUUUGUUGUUAUAUUCGUCUUUAAUUAAGUUCUUGACAAAGUUUCAUCAUUUAUUUACAAGGCUGUUUUUGUGCACAGCAAAACCUUCAAUCCCCAUUAAACUCAGAGAGUACUUUAAUGA